Messenger RNA from Mangifera indica (mango), 761 nucleotides. RefSeq lists its product as uncharacterized. NCBI's taxonomy places the organism in Eukaryota, Viridiplantae, Streptophyta, Magnoliopsida, Sapindales, Anacardiaceae. Bases 129 to 569 code for a protein of 146 amino acids. Gene Ontology annotation, biological process: maturation of SSU-rRNA from tricistronic rRNA transcript (SSU-rRNA, 5.8S rRNA, LSU-rRNA). The transcript is spliced from 4 exons. Gene Ontology annotation, cellular component: nucleus. The record is from RefSeq and is a predicted model, not a curated record.
UAUUCCUGGUCUCUCUCUUUCGAUCCCAACUUUUCGUUGUCUCUCCCGUAUAUACAUCCUCCGUAAACAGAACAAAUCAUUUCUCUUCCUCUGGCUGCCUCUCUCUCUUCUUCUUCUGAAGCUUCAUAAUGACGAUGAGGAGAGGAGAGCAGAGGCUAGAAGCCAUCUCUGCAAUGGACCGUACAAUCAUCAACAAUGGGAGAAAUUAUACUCAGAAGGAAGAGCAAGAGGUUGAGGCAAUCUCCCAUCUUCUGGAGGAAAUCACAGUGCUUCUUUCUCAAUGGAAUGGCCUUCAAAUGGCUGUCGAAAAUCAAUGGGGAGGCCGUGACUCUGUCCAGAAAGCCCACCAGCUUGCUGUUGAUGUUCUCUCUUGGUUUUCUCAAUCAAAAGCGCUGCUUUAUGUAGAUGACUUAGAAACUCUGUUACAUGAAAGUUUGCUGCUCUCUUUGAAUACAGAAAUUGAGGAUGGCAGCAUAGAGGAGGUUGCAGAGAAAUUGAUGAUUAUGUAUGAAGAAUACUUGCAGAGAUAUAAUGGGAUAAUAGACGGAGGUAGAGAAGAGCACCAUUAAUUAAAUCCACAGGUGUUUGGAAACAUUUAUUAUCAGAGAUUGAGAGAACAAAUGGAAUGUUGUAAGGAAUCCGGUUAAUUUCAAUAGCCAAUGACUGUUUUAUGUCAUGGUAUAUAGGUAUUUGACUGUAUUUCACCUUGUAUUCUAACAUUCUUUAGUUAUAUAAAAUGUGAUAUAUAUUUUUCAUUGAAA